AUGCUUGCUUCACAACAAAAACAACAACAACAACAGGAUGACAAUGAUAAUGAAAAGAAUUUCUUAGGAUUUUGCUCGUUUUGCUUGGAAUUUGAAGUUGGUCCCAGUAAGCAGCAAAAUUGGAGAGGCCUAUGCAUUGCCUUCGUAGUCAUUACUAUUAUUUGUCUAUUCAUUUUGUGUGCCAUGCUCCUAGCAAGCAUGCAACGAGUAACGUCUCAAAAUGAACUUCUUUCGAUAACUGAAGAGGAUAUCGUUAAUAUAAAACCACCUAAACCUUGGAAUGGGACAUGGAUAUCUGAUAAAUAUUUUUCCUAUUUGGAUAUAAAUGAUUCAAUAUGGAUCUAUAAUUGUGAUACACUAAAAGAAGAAUUAUUAUUUCGAAGACAUAUUAUACAACAAGAAAAUAUUGGCCAUGGAAUUGUUUCUCCAUCAGCAAGAUAUAUUCUUGUACCAAUUAGAAAGGAAAAAAUACGUCCAUAUUAUACUGAUUAUCAGUAUGAUCUUUAUGAAAAGUCAAAAAUGAUCGCACCAAUGAGUUUUUCUGACCAACAAAAAAUUUCUCUAUCAGCUGUUUUAUAUUCUCAUUCAGAUCAUUUAUUUGCUUUUAUUCAUAAUUUUGAUGUUUACAUAUAUGAUAUCAACACAAAAACAAGUUACCGAGUAACAUCAGAUGGCAAUCGUAGUACUAUACAUAAUGGUCUGGUCGAAUGGAUUUAUGAAUAUGAAAUUUUCAAUCAAAAUAUUCUUCUAUUUUGGUCACCAAAUGAUGAUUAUUUAGCUUUUAUUAAAAUGAAUCUAACAAAAAUACCAAAGGUUCAUUAUUUACGGUAUGACUUAACAUUGGAAAAUGACGAUCAAUAUUCUAUACCAUAUCCAAAAUACAAAGAUCCACUACCGUUGAUUGAUGUUUGUAUCUAUAAUUUGAAAUCUAGAAGAAUUUUCUCUGUACCACGACCGAUCGAAUACGGGAAAACUAAAAAAUCAGAUAUAUUCGUCUACCAUGUUGUUUGGUGUGGCGAUACUUGUUUAUCUGUUGUUUACGGAAAUCGUUUGCAAACUUCAACUAUAAUUCAAUUAUAUGAGAUUCAUAAUGAUAAAAUAAUGUUUAAAUCUAAAUUUAUUGAUGAGACACGAAAACCUCUUUUGCUAUUACGUUUUCUUAAACCAUAUUUUUCAUCGAAUGGUACAUAUGCUUAUAUGAUACGGUUCGAUUCAUUAACUAUUGGUAAAUCAACACGAAAAAUUUUCCCACGUGUUGUAAGAAUACUUUUUAAUCAAACAUAUCCACAAAUAAAUGCUAAGUCACCCGAAGACAUCAAUGCAGAUGAAAUAAUUCAUGUUAAUAGUUUAGGUCAAGUUUAUUUUACUGGAUCACCUCAUAAUGAUUCAUUGGCAAAACAAGUUUAUCGAUGGAGUUUUUCAUAUUCGAAAUCUCAUAUUGAAUGUCUAUCAUGCAAUGAAUCAUGUGGUUACGCUACUGCUCAAUUUAGUCUUCGCAAUGGAAGUUAUUAUAUACUUGAAUGUUUUGGACCAUCAAUACCUUAUUCAACAUUAUAUAAUCAAAAAGAAAGAUUAAUUCUUAUCAAUUACAAUGAGCCCUAUAGAAUGUGGGUCCAGGCUCGAUUAAUGCCUCAUAUUGAGUAUUUCACAGUACCAUUAGAUCAAAAAGAUACAGUUGGACAUGGAAUGAUUAUUUUACCCCCGAAGUACAAUCCAAACGUGACAAUAUUAUCUUAUUCAGUCAUUGUAAUGAUGAAUGAUCGAUUGUCUAUUCAACGCGUAAAUAAAAAAUAUGUUCAACCAUUUACAGAAUUUAUUCAAGUUAUCCAUGAUAAUAUUAGCAUUGUUCUAUUUGAUGCACACGGGAGUGCAGGACAAGAUGAAAAUUAUUUAAAAAGUAAUUUUCAAGAUUGGUUCGAACAACAAUAUGAGGAUUAUAUUAAACUUGCACAACAUCUUAAACGGAAUGAAAAAAAAUUUAAUGGAAUAUUCAAUCAUGCAAGAUUUGGACUUAAAGCACGCGGCCCAGCUGCUGUUGUUGCAUUGAAAUUAUUAGAAGAAAGCAUUAAGAACAACGAAGAAUAUGUAUGUGCAUUUCUUCAAUCACCUGUCAAUGAUUUAUCGCAUUAUCAUGCCAUUUUUAGUGAACGAAUGAAUGGAUUAAAGGUUGAUGCAACGUCUUCUCACCCGUUAAAUAUUCGCAAUAAGAGUAUAGCUAUUGUUCAUGGAACAGCAGAUGAAGUUGUACAUUUUAAACAUUCAGCAACUUUAGCGAAAUCUCUGAUUGACAGUGGCAUUACGUUUGAUUUCAAAGUUUAUCCAGACGCGGAUCAUUAUUUGGAAUUAAAUCCAACAUUAUAUAAUGACACAUUCAAUUAUCAACGGCGAUUUUUUAGAGAAUGUCUUACUGAUCGAAUUAAGGAGAAGCCAAAAAUAAUGCUAACAGAAGAACACGAGUAA
Messenger RNA from Rotaria socialis, 2460 nucleotides. The record is from the annotation of a GenBank genome assembly. NCBI's taxonomy places the organism in Eukaryota, Metazoa, Rotifera, Eurotatoria, Philodinida, Philodinidae.